AUGAAUCGCAAGACCAGUGUGAUUUGGGAUUAUUUCACAGUAAUUGAAAGUGAUAAAGCUAAGUGUGGAUUUUGUAAAACAGUGCUUAAAUUUAAUCAAUCUUCGACAACUAAUUUAUUAAGACAUAUAAAAUCUAAACAUCCAACAACUGAUUUGUCCAAACGUUCAAGACCUAAUUUUGAUGUAGAAGAAAAUAACCCAGAUGAUCCUUCUAGUAAUAAUGGCAAUCCAUCAGCAUCAACAUCUUCUAAUUUUGGAGUCGUAUCGACUGCAACAUAUAAUAAAGAUAGAUAUCCUCUUCUUAAUCGCCAGCCGUCAUCAUCAAUUCGUCCACAGCAAUGUCAAAUUUCUAAUUAUUUCAGCAAACCAGUAACUGCAUCAAAAAGGCAAUUAAUUGACCAACAGGUAAUUAAAAUGAUAGUUAAAGAAUAUUACCCCUUUAGUAUCGUUGAAGAUGUUGAAUUUAUAAAGCUGGUAAAUAUGUUGAACCCUGGUUAUUCCCUUCCCUCUAGGAAAACCCUUUCAACAUCAUUAUUGUCUGUUCUUUAUAAUCAAAUAUACAAAAAAGUCCAAGCAGAUAUUGAAGUUAAUGCACAGUAUGUUGCCUUAACUACAGAUGCGUGGACAUCACUUAAAAAUGAGAGUUAUACGGCAAUUACUGUACACUUCAUAGAUCAGAACUGUGAAUUAAAAUCAUAUUUACUUUCAUGUGCAAAAUUUCCAAUGAGACACACAAGUGAAAAUAUUAAAAACUGUCUUCAAAAUAUUGUAAGUCAAUGGGGUUUAAAAUAUAAAAUAGCAGCUUGUACUACUGACAAUGCUUCAAACAUAAUUUCAGCGAUUCAGCAAUGUCAGUGGAGACAUGUUUCAUGUUUUGCCCAUAGCCUUAAUCUUAUUGUUCAAUCUUCUCUGGAACAAAUCAAAGAAACUAGAGUUAAAGUUAAAAGCAUUGUCGAGUACUUUAAAAAAAGUACACUCGCCACUGAAAAAUUGAAACAAAUGCAGGAGCAAUUAGGUUACUCUCCAGUCCAUACACUUAUACAAGACGUAGUCACCCGUUGGAAUUCUACGUUUCAUAUGUUUCAACGGUUUUUUGAAUUGAAAACUCCAAUACUGUCUUCCUUAGCAGAUCUUAAUUAUGAUGUCAGUUUAACUUCAGAUGAUUGGCAGAUAAUAAGUAAAUCUUGCGAUAUUCUGAAACGAUUUGAAGAAAUAACUCUUGAAAUGAGUAGUGAAAAAGGAGUAACAAUAUCUAAAACUAUUUUAUUUACCCAGGCUUUAAUUAACUUUUGUAACAAACUAAUGACCCAACAUCAGUCAAUUCCAUGCAUAGACAACUUUAUACAUAAAUUAACUGAAGAAACAAAUAAGAGAUUUGGUCACUUAGAAAAAGAUAUGCUGUUAGCUGAGGCAACAUUUUUGGAUCCUCGGUUUAAAAAAUAUGGAUUCAAAAAUCAUUUUGCUUUUCAAGACACCAAAAGAUCUAUUGUCAAUAAAGGAAAAAUUAUAAUAAGUGAAAAAAAUGUACAGCAACGUAACUUGACAACUUACCCGAUACCACCGACAGCGAGUAAUAAAGAAGAUUCAAUUUGGAACGACUUUGAUUUGGAAGUUACUGAUAUAGUUCAGUCUCAGGAUCCAAAAGCGUUGAUGAUUAUCGAAAUAGAUAAGUAUCUUCAAGAACCUUUAAUUGCAAGAUCAAACGAUCCAUUAAGAUGCACUGAAUCGAUUCAAUCGGUUCAUCUAGCUGAAUCAAUUCAGUGA
Messenger RNA from Metopolophium dirhodum (rose-grain aphid), 1764 nucleotides. Its product is annotated as E3 SUMO-protein ligase ZBED1-like. The record is from RefSeq and is a predicted model, not a curated record. The transcript has 2 exons. The coding region runs from base 1 to 1764 and encodes 587 amino acids. Gene Ontology annotation, molecular function: DNA binding. NCBI's taxonomy places the organism in Eukaryota, Metazoa, Arthropoda, Insecta, Hemiptera, Aphididae.